CGAGUUGUGUAUGAGUAGGCCUACAUGUUCAAUACGUUGACGUUGAUUUCGAUUGUUAUGAUUGUGGUUUCGAUUGGUUUCGAUGUGUUUAGCAACUGCAGCAAGUUCGUCAAUGCAUUAUGUCAAUUUGUGGUUAACCACAAAAAUAUUAUAUCAUUUUAGUUACAACAGCAAAGUAUCAGUUCCGGAUUACAGUGCCUGAAGAUUGUCAGCCUUGUUGUUUCACGCGGGGGAAAUAUGAUGUGGAAUUUGAGCCCUGGAUCGUGUUGCUUGGCCAUCGAUGUUGGAAACACAACCCUCUCGACGGUUGUGGAGUUUUGACUUCCUCAACUGGAAAAAUACUGACAUUGUCAUUUCGACUUCGCGCGGUGUGCACUCAGUCAAGUUCGGUCUGUUGUUUGGGGCAGGAAUUUUGACAAAAUGAGCAGCCUGAACGAGUCGAGUGAAAGCAUUUUUGUUGAGGAAUUGGGUGAUGAAAAUGAUGAACCGGCGAGGGCCGAAGGUUGGAUUAAAGUUUUUGAGGAGGGAGUCAUCAAGUAUUCCCGUCGCGGUUCCUACAACUUCCUGAACUCUUUAAGAUGGCAAUUGAAGUUCUGUGUCUUGGACUACAAAACAAGUAAAUUACAUCAUUUCAACAAUGAACUGGACGCCGGGAUUGUCCAGGAGAAUGCCAGCGGUGUGGUGCUCAGGUUGAACCCAUCCAGGAUGGAAUAUUACAGCCGAUGGAACCACAGUAGCAUGUCCCACCUGGGCCCUAACUUUCUCAAGACGGAGUCCUCUACUCUUCCCAGGAAACUGUCCAACCGUGACCAAUUGAUCUAUAGUUCUCUCUCCCUCUCUCUCCAUUUCCUUGCCCCUCCACUGUCCAGUAACCUCCCUAAGAGCAUCUCAUUGCUCAGCAUCCCCAUCGUCGUGGCAACCUCCUCCCCUGCAGCCCAGCUCCUCUUCUUCCUCCUAACCUCAUAA
Patiria miniata (bat star) is the source of this 966-nucleotide messenger RNA. RefSeq lists its product as uncharacterized. Lineage: Eukaryota; Metazoa; Echinodermata; Asteroidea; Valvatida; Asterinidae. The record is from RefSeq and is a predicted model, not a curated record. The transcript is spliced from 4 exons. The coding region runs from base 421 to 966 and encodes 181 amino acids.